CUCUGCGGGAGCCACCCACACCUCUGCGGCUUCUCCUCUGACAUGGCCGACUCGGAGAACCAGGGGCCCACGGAGCCGAGCCAGGCGGCGGCGGAGGCGGAGGCGGCGGAGGAGGUAAUGGCGGAAGGCGGAGCGCAGGGUGGAGAGACUGACAGCGCGGCUGCUGAGUCUGACAGCACCGCUGCUCAGAUGGCCGAGGAGCCCCAGACCCCCGCAGAGAAUGCACCAAAGCCGAAAAACGACUUUAUCGAGAGCCUGCCCAAUUCGGUGAAAUGCCGAGUCCUGGCCCUCAAAAAGCUGCAGAAGCGAUGUGAUAAGAUAGAAGCCAAAUUUGAUAAAGAAUUUCAGGCUCUGGAGAAAAAGUAUAACGAUAUCUAUAAGCCCCUGCUCGCCAAGAUCCAAGAGCUCACCGGCGAAAUGGAGGGAUGUGCAUGGACCUUGGAGGGGGAGGAGGAGGACGAGGAGGAGUACGAGGAGGAUGACGACGAGGGGGAGGAGGAGGAGGACGAGGAGGAGGCUGCCGCAGGGGCAGCCGCGGGUCCCCAAGACGCCGAUCCCCACAACGAGGUGCCUGAUGACGCCAAGAAAUAAGAGGGGGCAGGGAUUGAUGAGGUGAAAGCCGACGACAACAACCUAUUUUUUUUUCUUUCAAAUAUUGGUGGACUUAAAAGGCUCAGGUUUUUGACCAAAAUACAGUAUGAAUCAUUUCUGACAUUCCUAAAAUAGAUUAAAUUAAAGCAAUUAGAUCCUGGCCAGCCUGUUUCAAAUUUGACUUUCAUUUGAACACAAUAAAUAUACCAAAAGGUACUGAAGAAAACCGAAUUAAACUUAAGAGAAUUAUUUUUCCAUGAUCUCUUCUGUGAGGAUGGGAGUUGAGGCUUAUAAAGGGUGUCAACAGAUGUGAAGGAAAGAACGUCACUUCGAAACCCAUUCAAUCACACGAUCAUAACACUACACAUGGAACACAAGAGCCAAGACUGAACACAUUCUUAAUGCUUGAUUCUUCAGUUUCUUUAGUUUUGACAUUUCCCAGUGCAGAGAAAGCAGAACCCAAGAAAAACGUCAUCUUUAAGACUUUGCUUUUGUAACCCUGACAUCAGCAUUAACACUUCAGAGAAGAGUGAUGGCACCAAGGAAACCCGAGGUGGAGACUGUGACACUACUGUUAAUGAGGCCAGGAAAACUGCCAUUUCAAGUUCUGAAAAAUGUUCUGAAUAUGUGAAUUUAGAGAACAUGGUUCCAAGAAAGAGGAUGUAUAACCUGUAUAAUAUUGUCAAUAUAUGUCUUCAUUAGUUUCAGUCUCAUGUUUAUGUGUUUUCUUGGUACUACUUGCAAAGAGUAAAAAAUACCCAAGACAUUUAAGUAUUAAGUCACUUUUCCUAGUAUUUUAAAAGUAUUAAUUUACUUGAAGAGAUGUAGAAUGUAGCAAAUUCUGUAAAGCAUGUGUAUCCAGUGUUAUGUAGUUUGAUUCUUGUGAAGUCUUUUUGUCAUGUAGCUUUUUAGGGUGUAGCUGUGAAAAUCAUCAGAACUCUUCACUGAAGCUACUAUGUUUGGAAAAAAUAUAUACUUGAAGAACCAAUCCAAGUGUGUGCCCCCACCCCCAGCUCAGAAGUAGAAAGGGUUUGUUUGCUUGUAUUAUCUGUGCCUUCAUUAUUUUGCUAUUUAAAUGUGACAUAUUAAAUAUAAAAUGGUGCAUAAUCAAAUUGUACUGCUUGAGGAUAGACUGGCAUACAGUAAGGAUUUUUAGGGAGAACACAUUUAAUGUAAAAACUCAGCUUCUUGUGGGUUUUGAUUAUGUGUGAGUCAGUGAUCUACAAAGAAACAUAAGCAUACGUUGUUUACCACUGUGGUGUUAAU
Cynocephalus volans (Philippine flying lemur) is the source of this 1857-nucleotide messenger RNA. RefSeq names its product nucleosome assembly protein 1 like 5 (gene NAP1L5). Bases 43 to 591 code for a protein of 182 amino acids. Gene Ontology annotation, molecular function: chromatin binding; histone binding. The record is from RefSeq and is a predicted model, not a curated record. Gene Ontology annotation, cellular component: chromatin; nucleus. Lineage: Eukaryota; Metazoa; Chordata; Mammalia; Dermoptera; Cynocephalidae. Gene Ontology annotation, biological process: nucleosome assembly. The transcript has a single exon.